GACUGGAGGAGAUCACACCGAGGUCUGUGCAAGAUACAGGGAACGUUUUGAAGCAAGGAUAUCUGGAGAAGAGGUCCCGAGAGCACAGCUUUUUUGGGUCAGAGUGGCAGAAGCGGUGGUGUGUCCUCAACAGGAAGACCUUCUACUACUAUGCUAAUGAGAAAAGCAAGCAACCUAAAGGCAACUUCUCCAUCGAGCACUAUAGUGCCCGGCUGGCUUUUCACCUGCGCAAAGACGCUCGAAAAAGAUGCUGUUUCGAGUUAACCUGCCCCGGCAAACGCACCUACGAGUUCACAGCCCCAAGCCCAGCAGAGGCUGAAGACUGGGUGGAUCAGAUCCAGUUCCUCCUAAAGGACCUGAGCUCCCUCACUAUCCCAUAUGAUGAUGAAGAGGACGAAGAAGAGCCCUACAAUGACGUGGACAGCUCCGACUCUGUCAACACAGCAUCCCACAAUACCACCCUGAAUCAGGAUGAGCCACAUGUUGAGAUGGAAGAGGAUGACAUCUACGAGGUUUUGCCAGGUGAGACCGAGACACAGGAGAGCCAACGGCGGGGGAACGAUGCCGCCCUGCUUUGGAGGAGGGCCGUGGGGUUUUCCCGGCGCACAGGCCUGGUGUGCCGGCCCUCCACCUCACGCCGAGAUGAGGAGCUGGAGCCCCCCUUCCCAGAGGACAGCGAGGAUGCCGGGAGCAGACAGAGGAGCGGAGGUCCCCGGCGGGAUUACGCCAAUUACUACCAAGGCAUAUGGGACUGCAGCGGCGAGCACCCCGACGAGCUCUCCUUCCACCGCGGAGACCUCAUCUACAUCCUGAGCAAG
Messenger RNA from Leptosomus discolor (cuckoo roller), 818 nucleotides. NCBI's taxonomy places the organism in Eukaryota, Metazoa, Chordata, Aves, Leptosomiformes, Leptosomidae. The record is from RefSeq and is a predicted model, not a curated record.